Molecule: messenger RNA, 482 nt
Organism: Styela clava
Lineage: Eukaryota; Metazoa; Chordata; Ascidiacea; Stolidobranchia; Styelidae
Source: RefSeq, a predicted model, not a curated record
UAUGAUCCGGGACAUAGCUGAAGUUUUUACCAUAAGUAUAACUUUGCUGACUGUCGCACCUAAUGCAACCCAAAAUCUGACUGGCUUGCAGCACUUCAGCUCGUAAAGAGACCCAGAUCAUCUGAUAUUUUUCUUCUAUUAUCAGAAUCGGUAGCUAAUACGUAAUAAUAGCGACAUAAUAAACAAAAUGCCUGGAAACUCGUACGAAAGUUGGGAGAAUGGUGACGCAACAUCAACAAGAAGCACGAGUGCAUUGGACACAGUCACCUCAAGUGGAAUGAAGCGAUGGACAACAGGGACACGUGGCAUCAUAUUAGCGGUCGUCGUUGCUCUGGUUAUAUUUUGGGUUGCUUUCAUCAUCGGUUACGCAGUUGGAUACAGCAUUCACAAGUGUGCAGUUCAGUGCGAUUGUGUCAACGCCACCACGCCUCCAACGCUUUUUUAGUGACGUCAUUUUUGAUGACGUCAAUUUUAAUGACGAC